Messenger RNA from Trichoderma aggressivum f. europaeum, 645 nucleotides. RefSeq lists its product as uncharacterized. Gene Ontology annotation, molecular function: methyltransferase activity. The transcript is spliced from 3 exons. Bases 1 to 645 code for a protein of 214 amino acids. The record is from RefSeq and is a predicted model, not a curated record. Lineage: Eukaryota; Fungi; Ascomycota; Sordariomycetes; Hypocreales; Hypocreaceae.
AUGAACGUUCAAGACAUCUAUGCCGAAGUUGACAAGCGGUACUCUGCCGCUGCAGGAGGAGUAGAAGCUUGGUAUGCCGAUUCUGUAACGAGAGCGUUUGGGUACACAAAGGAAGAGUUGUCAGGGAUUCUUCAGGAUGCCAACUUGGGUCUCUCUUGUGGCAAUCCUCUCGCGAUCGCGACCCUGCGUGAAGGAGAGACCGUGAUUGAUCUUGGAAGCGGUGCUGGUUUUGGUGCCUUUCUCGCCGCGCGAAAAGUAGGGUCCAGCGGCAGGGUCAUUGGCGUGGACAUGAACGAGGAUAUGCUUAAAAAGGCAGAAGCACUGAAGGCUUUAUGGGGCCAGAAAAAUGUCGAGUUCGUACAGUCUCAGAUCACACGCAUUGCUCUUGAAGACGGCAUCGCGGAUUGCAUCAUCUCCAACUGUGUCAUCAAUCUUGUCCCCGAAGAGGAAAAGCAGCUCGUCUUUAAUGAGAUGUUCCGUCUCUUGAAACCAGGCGGACGGUUUGCCAUUUCAGACAUCCUUGCCAAGGGCCCACUGCCGGAUGCUAUCAAGAGGAGCAUGGCUUUGUACGUCGGCUGCAUUGCCGGAGCAAGCGAGUUGUGGAUGUACCAGAAGUAUCUGAAAGAAGCCGGCUUCAAUGGUUAG